This is a messenger RNA of Sugiyamaella lignohabitans, 873 nucleotides long. It is a transcript of the gene FCF2, whose product is annotated as Fcf2p. Gene Ontology annotation, cellular component: nucleolus. NCBI's taxonomy places the organism in Eukaryota, Fungi, Ascomycota, Dipodascomycetes, Dipodascales, Trichomonascaceae. The coding region runs from base 1 to 873 and encodes 290 amino acids. Gene Ontology annotation, molecular function: RNA binding. The record is from RefSeq and is a predicted model, not a curated record. Gene Ontology annotation, biological process: RNA processing. The transcript has a single exon.
AUGAGAACCAGAUCUCAGACUAAGGAUGACGACCAUGAGUUGUCGUCCGAUAUUAGUGUGACAAACACGCCUACUAGAAAGACAAAAGCCAACGUUGACUCACCCGCCAAGAAACAACAACAACAGCACGAGCCUGAGUUUUCCAUCGAUAAUGAGGAUGACCUUGAUAAGCUAUUAGCUCAAGCCAAAAAGAAUCUGACCACUAAGAAGUCAGAAGCAAGCAAGGCUGUUGAUAGCGAGCCUGAGGUGGAUAUGUUGACAGAGACUUUUGCAAGAGAGAACCAAGGUCCUUCAGCGACAUUCAAGGAGAUUCAACGAUCAUGGAAGUUGCUUCCUAAAUUAGACCCUGGUUUGGAUAAUGUUCAUACCGUCAAAAUCGAUCCCAAGUCGAAAUCUGUUGUUCGUUUAGUACCUGAUGUUUCUCCAUCAGCAAGACCACAGUCUUCUUCCACAGCUACAUUUCGUAAAAUUGUAGAUCCAGUGAAGGUAGCCAAACAAGAGAAGGAAGAGCGCGAGUCCAAUGCUGGGGAUAAAUGGUUCAACAUGCCUAAGCCUGAACUCACUCCCACUUUAAAAAGAGACCUGAAACUGUUGAAAAUGAGAAAUGUUCUGGAUCCAAAAAGACAUUAUAAGAAGGAUAACUCUCCCUUACCGAAGUAUUUCCAGACUGGUACUGUGAUUGAGGGCAACACCGAAUUCUACUCCGCCAGACUUUCUAGAAAGGAGCGUAGACAAACUAUUGCAGAUGAAAUUCUUGCUGAUGUCUCUAGUAAAGCAUACUUCAAAAGGAAGUACACCGACAUCCAAGGCUCUAAGACGUCUGGCAGAAAGGCUCACUAUAAGAAGCUUAAACAGAUGCGUAAAAAGCUAUAA